Messenger RNA from Ailuropoda melanoleuca (giant panda), 11759 nucleotides. It is a transcript of the gene RIF1, whose product is annotated as replication timing regulatory factor 1. NCBI's taxonomy places the organism in Eukaryota, Metazoa, Chordata, Mammalia, Carnivora, Ursidae. Gene Ontology annotation, biological process: telomere maintenance. The transcript has 37 exons. The record is from RefSeq and is a predicted model, not a curated record. The coding region runs from base 152 to 7669 and encodes 2505 amino acids. Gene Ontology annotation, cellular component: chromosome, telomeric repeat region; nucleus.
GAUGCCUCGCUCCCCGGUCUUCUCCCGCCCCCCGCGGGUCUCCUCCCACUGUUGAAAGCUGCCCGGGAAAGUGGUGGCGGGAGCGGGCCUGGGCCGGAGCACAGCGUGGGCCCCGCUGCGUGUUGCGAAGCGCAGGAGGAGGGUCGCCGACAUGACGGCCCCGGGUGAGAGCCCCCUGGCGCCGCUGUUGGAGACUUUGGAAGACCCUUCCGCCCCCCAUGGAGAGCAAACCGACGCUUACCUGACUCUGACCAGUCGAAUGACUGGAGAAGAUGGAAAAGAAGUCAUUAUGGAAAUUGAGAAAAAACUUCCCCAGCUAUUCAGAGUUUUAAAAAUUCACAUUUCCAGUCAGAAUUCAGACCUCAGUAGUGCUGCUCUACAGGCCUUGGGGUUUUGCUUAUAUAAUCCCAAAAUUACCUCAGGAUUAUCAGAGACAGAUAUUCAAGAACUGCUUUUAAAAUUGAAUGAUAGUGUUAAAAGCCCAGACAAAAAUGUACGUACUAGGGCACUUUGGGUGAUAUCCAAGCAGACGUUUCCUGCUGAAGCCAUUGGCAAAGUAGUAUCCACUAUAAUCGAUUCAUUAGAAAUAGUAUUUAAUAGAGGAGAAAUGCAUUCUGCUGUUGUUGAUUAUGAAGCAUUAAAUGUCAUCAUAAGGCUAAUUGAACAAGUCCCAGUUCAAAUGGGAGAAGAGUCAGUUAGGUGGGCAAAAUUGAUCAUACCUUUAGUGGUUCAUUCAGCUCAAAAGGUACAUUUGCGGGGAGCAACUGCUCUAGAGAUGGGAAUGCCAUUGUUGCUUCAGAAACAACAAGAAAUAGCAUCUAUCACAGAGCAGCUUAUGACUACUAAAUUACUUUCAGAGCUCCAAAAGCUAUUUAUGAGUAAGAAUGAGACUUAUGUGUUAAAAUUGUGGCCUUUGUUUGUCAAACUUCUUGGGAAGACCUUGCAUCGAAGCGGGAGUUUCAUUAAUUCUUUAUUACAGCUGGAAGAACUAGGAUUUCGAAGUGGAGCACCCAUGAUUAAAAAAAUAGCUUUUAUUGCUUGGAAGAGUUUAAUAGAUAAUUUUGCUUUGAAUCCAGAAAUACUAUGCAGUGCAAAAAGACUGAAGUUGUUAAUGCAGCCUUUGAGUUCUAUCCAUGUGAGAACAGAAACUCUAGCACUAACUAAGCUAGAAGUCUGGUGGUAUCUACUCAUGAGACUUGGACCUCAUCUUCCUGCUAAUUUUGAACAGGUGUGUGUGCCUCUGAUUCAAAGUACAAUAAGCAUCGAUUCUAAUGCUUCACCUCAAGGCAGUUCAUCUCGUGUAGCUGCUUCUCCAGGUUUAAGUCCUAUGACUCCUAUACACAAAGGUGCUUCCCCAUAUGGAGCUCCCGUAACUCCCCGGAUGAACUUAAGUUCAAAUUUUGGUGGAAUGGCUACAAUCCCCUCUAUUCAACUUUUGGGACUUGAAAUGCUGCUUCAUUUUUUGUUGGGUCCAGAAGUCUUGAGUUUUGCCAAGCAAAACAAACUCGUACUGAGCUUAGAGCCCCUUGAACAUGCGUUAAUCAGCAGCUCUUCUUUUUUUUCCAAACAUGCAAAUACACUUAUCACUGCUGUUCAUGACAGCUUUGUUGCGGUUGGAAAAGAUGCUUCUGAUGCAGUUGUCAAUGCUAUUUGGAAGGAGCUAAUUAGCUUGAUGAAGUCAGUUAUUGAAUCAGGUAACAAAAAAGAGAGACCAGGUUCUGAAGUUUUGACCCUGUUACUAAAAUCUUUAGAAAGCAUAGUGAAGUCAGAAGUAUUUCCUGUGUCAAAAACACUGGUCCUCAUGGAAAUUACAAUUAAAGGACUGCCCCAGAAAGUAUUAGGUUCACCAGCAUAUCAGGUUGCUAAUAUGGAUAUUCUUAAUGGAACUCCUGCUUUGUUCUUAAUUCAGUUAAUUUUCAACAGUAAUCUCUUGGAAUAUGGUGUAGAAGAUGAGAGGUUUUUUCUCAAUCUGGAAACACUUGUUGGCUGUGUCCUUUCUGGUCCAACUUCACCACUAGCUUUCAGUGACUCUGUUUUCAAUGUGAUUAACCAAAAUGCAAAGCUGUUGGAAAACAAGGAGCAUCUCUGGAGAAUGUGGAGUAUUAUAGUCACCCCAUUAACUGAAUUGAUUAAUCAGACCAAUGAAGUGAAUCAAGGUGAUGCCUUAGAACAUAAUUUUAGUGCCAUUUAUGGUGCAUUGAUUUUACCAAUAAACCAUAUUUUUUCAGUACAGAAAUUUCCAGUGGCCACCAUGAAGACUUUACUUAGAACUUGGUCAGAACUAUAUAGAGCAUUUGCCCGUUGUGCUGCUUUGGUGGCAACUGCAGAAGAGAAUUUGUGCUGUGAGGAACUUUCUUCCAAGAUAAUGUCCAGUUUAGAAGAUUCAAGCUUUUCAAAUUUGUUGUUCUUGGAUAGGAUCAUUCAUAUAAUUACUGUAAUGGUUGAUUGCAUCGACUUCUCACCAUACAAUAUUAAGUAUCAGCCCAAAGUUAAAUCACCACAGAGACCUUCAGAUUGGUCCAAAAAGAAGAAAGAACCUCUAGGGAAAUUGGCUUCUUUAUUUAAGCUUAUUGUGAGUGUGAUCUCUUCUUUCCACACACUGAGCUUCAAGGAAGUACAUUCUGAUACUCUCCUCACUGUCGGCAACUCAAUCACCAGUAUUCUUUCUAAUGUACUUGGACGUAUUUCUUUGCCUUCUAUGAUCCGAAAAAUAUUUGCAACUUUAACAAGACCUCUGGCAUUAUUUUAUGAAAACUUAAAGCUUGAUGAAGUUCCUAAAGUGUAUAGUUGUAUGAGCAACAAGUUAGAAAAGCUACUAGGAGAGACAAUUGCUUGUCUACACUUCAGCUACACUGGAACUUACGACAGUGAACUUCUUGAACAGAUCUCUCCAUUAUUAUGCAUAAUAUUUUUGCACAAGAAUAAACAGAUUCGAAAACAAAGCGCUCAGUUCUGGAAUGCCACAUUUGCUAAAGUGACGACGUUGACUUACCCUGAAGAGUUAAAACCAGUACUAAGACAAGCCAAACAGAAAUUUCUGUUGCUUUUACCUGGUUUGGAAAAUGUUGAGAUUAUGGAGGAAUCCAGUGGACCAUAUUCAGAUGCAACCGAAAAUUCACAGUUAAAUGUGAAGAUAAGUGGCAUGGAAAGAAAAUCAAGUGGAAAAAGAGAUUCUUUUUUGGCACAAACAAAGGAUGCAAAAGAAAAUAAGAAACCACCAGUCAAAUUGAAAUUAGAGUCGUCUUCUACAAAAACAAAGAGUGAAAUGCCUUUGGAAGAGGAAAAGUCUACUGACUUUGUGUUUAUACCUCCAGAAGGAAAAGAAGGAAAGGAAAGAAUUCUAACUGAACAUCAGAAAGAAGUACUCAAAACAAAAAGAUACGAUAUUCCUGUCAUGUAUAAUAAUCUGGAUGUUUCACAAGACACUUUAUUUUCUCAGUAUACCCAGGAAGAGUCCAUGGAAAUUCCUACUUUAGCUGAAAAAUCAAAGGAAGAUUCCAAGGUGAUAUAUAAGGAGGAACAGAUGGAGAGUGACACUGUUACUCCUCAAGAUGUCAUGGAAAACUGUGGCAUGGAUGAGCAUCUUGAAAAGGCUUCCCUUCCAAAUAAUGAGUGUGGUUCUAAUGAGGAAACCAGUCCAGAAAUACUGAGCAGAAAUAAUGAUGCCAGAAAGAAAACUUUAAUUUCAUCAGAGAAAACAACUGAAUGUGCAUCUAGUGCAGAAAAUACUUCUGGUCUCCACAGCUCAGUUUCUAACGCCAUCAUUUCUGGAAUUCCCCCACAGCCUACAAGUCGGAGGCAAACCUUUAUUACUUUGGAGAAGUUUGAUGGUUCAGAAAAUAGACCUUUUAGUCCAUCCCCCUUAAAUAAUAUGUCUUCAACUGUUACAGUGAAAAAUAACCAGGAAGUCAUGGGUAAAACAGAUAUUCCACCAAAAACAAAGAAAAGAGAAAUGGCUUUCACAAAAUCUGAUUCUGAAAAAAUAGCACAUGGAAUUAAGAGAUCAAGCCGAAGGUUGAGUAAAGCCGAACAAACAGGGAACAAAAGGUCUAAGCUCUUAAUGAGAUCUGAUCAGGAGAAAAAUACUCAGGAAUCUGUUGAUGGCACAGUAGUCUUAGAAAAUAACCCACCUGGUUUGCUUAAUCAAACAGAAUGUGUGUUAGAUAAUCAGGCUCAUCUCUCUGAAUCUACAAUGGAGUAUGAGGAUACAAUGCUUAAACCAACAAUAGAAAAUGUGGUAUUAUUAGAAAACAAUACUGUGGAAGAGAAAACACUAGGAAUCAAUUUGGAAUCCAAAGAAAAUACACCCCCAGCUGUAAUACCAGCAGAUCAAAUGGUAGAUGAGAAUAGUCCUGUUCAGAUAACUUCAAAUCAGAAAACGCUUAGACGGUCCUCAAGGCGACGCUCAGAAAUAGCAGAGCCUACCACUGAUAGCCAAGAGAAAGAAAAUAAUCAUCAAAAAAAAGAAAGACGUAAGGAAGAAGAAAAGACCCUUCAGAAAAGUCCGUUGCAUGUAAAAGAUGAUGUGUUACCUAAGCAAAAACUGAUUUCUGAAGAGACGGUACAGGAAAAUUUAAUUGAGAAAGGGAAUAAUUUACACGAGAAGACUUUUGGGGAAAACAGCACUACUGCUGAAAUUGAUGAAAGUAAAAGAAAGCUAGACCUUGAAAAUAUUAAAUCUGAGGGAGACGGUGCCCAGGGUAUUGUCGAUAAGUCCUCUGAAAAACCAGUAAGCGGACGUACACGGUAUCAAACAAGAAGGGCAUCUCAGGGUUUACUUUCCAGCAUUGAAAACUCAGAAUCUGAUAGUUCUGAGGCAAAAGAAGAAGGCUCUAAAAAGAAGAGAUCUGGAAAAUGGAAAAACAAAAGCAGUGAUAGUGUUGAUAUUGAAGAUCAAGAGGAGAAAGUGAUAAAACAGGAAUGUAUAAAUGUUGAAAACCAGACACUUGACUGCAAAGCAAAUUCUGAAGUAGAGAGAAGGCUGAAAUCUCAGAUUUGUGAACAAAAAGAUGAGAGUAAUAAAACUCUUGAAGAUUCUACAGUAUCUUCAGAUUUAUUGCAGGUUUCUGAUGAUGUAUCAACUACUUUUGAGGGAAAAAGUAAAACCAAUAAAUGUGCAGAAUAUUCCUUUUCGAACCCUUCUAUGCCAGAAUCAAAUCUAAGGACUAGAAAUGCCAGCAAGAGAUUACAAAAACGAGAUUCUAUAGAAAAUAACAGCAUGGGAGAAUCUUCAAAAAUAGGGACAUCAGACAUUUCUUUGCUUUCUGAAAAAACCUUUCAAACACUUGAAUGCCAACAUAAGAGAAGUAGGAGGGUAAGGAGAUCUAAAGGUUGUGAUUGCUGUGGAGAAAAAUCACAGCCUCAGGAAAAGUCAUUCACUGGGUUAAAGAAUACAGAAAAUUAUGAUGUAAAAGUCAGUGAAACAAAAAAGACAGAUAUGCAAACACCUGUAAGUGUAUCAGAAACUUCUAAAGCUAAUCUGUGCUCUGAGGUAAAACUUUUAGAUGAACAUAAUGGUGUGAAUUUUCAUUUGGGACUCAAGGAGGAGAAUGAUACUUUUAAUGAUUCAUUAAUUAUAUCUGAAAGUGAGUUGAAAGAAAAUACUAUUCAAAACCCUCUUCCUUCUGAAGUAGUAAAUUUUGAAGAAGAAACUUGUGAUACGGAUUCUGAAGAAGCAACACCUCUUGAAAGCCAAGAGCCAUCCAAUAAAAAAUGUAUAACUGUUAGCCCAUGUUUAGAUGAUUCCAAAGAUAAUUCACUGGAAUGUUCUACUUUGGAGACCAAAGAAGAAAAGCCAGAGACUGUUUUGGAAAAGGAACUAAGUAUAGAGAACAUUGCCAAUGUUGAAACAGAUGCAUGUAAAGGUGAAGCAAAAUUCAAUCCAGAAGAAAUAGAAGCUAUUGAAUUGGGUGUAGAAAAUGAUAAAUCUGAAGCUAGCUUUUCUGAACAAAAGAGUACCGAAACUGGUAUUAGUGAAGAAGAGAUAAAUAGUGAAAGAAGUGAUGAAUCUGAAGCAGAGGCAGCUGAAAAACUGAAGUCUGAAGAAGCAGUAACUGAAGAAUUUAAUUCUGGUAUUGGUCAUUCUGAUAAUACCACAGAAAUGAGUGCUCAGGUAGAGAUACCUGAACAAACAACAGUUGGGGAAUUAGAUGAAGGAAGUGACGAAUCUGGUCCAGGCUCAUCUGAAGAAAUGAAUGCUGAAGUGGAAAAUUGUGAAGAGACAGUGAUUGGUGAGGUGAGUGCUGAAGCUGACCAAGUCAGUGAAACGGUGGACCAGGACUCGACUACCGAAAUCUCUGCUAAGCCUGUACAGGCUGAAACAAAGACAGCAGCUAUGGAAAUUGGCAGUUUUAUUCUCAACACACUUGAGAUGAGCACUGAAGAAGGAAAAGUUGACUCUGAUAAAACUGAAACAAAUAUUGAACUUAAUAAGUCUGAAGAAACAACAUCAGAUGACAAUGGAAUGGUGGGGGGAAGUGAUGAAAUUUUACAGGAAGUUCGCCCUACUUCAGAGAAAGUGGAGGAAAUAUCACAGUCUCUGACAUCUGAAACAGCCAUCUCUGGACUAAUAACAGAAGACAAUAAUGCAUCUCCUCAAAAAUUAAGGGAACUUGAUCCUUUACUUGUAUCAGCAAAUGGCAGUCCUAGUAGCAUGCAGACACGCUGUGUCUGGUCACCUUUGGCUUCUCCAUCGACCAGCAUUUUAAAGAGAGGACUAAAAAGACCUCAGGAAGAUGAGAUAUCAUCACCUGUUCACAAGGCAACAGUAAGACAUUGUAGUUUUCUAUGCAGAUAUGUACAGAAUCUGCCUACUCUUGGGAAUCAAGACCAGGAGACAUUUAUAUACAUGGUUCGCCGUGUCUCCUUUGCAGAUCCAAUAUACCAAGCAGGGUUGGCAGAUGACAUUGAUAGGCGAUGCUCUAUUGUUAGGUCCCAUUCUUCAAAUAAUUCUCCCACAGUAAAAAGUGUUAAAACUUCACCUACUGCACAAUCUAAGCAUAAUGCCACUUCAACCAAAGGAUUUCUGUCCCCAGGAUCACGUAGCCCUAAGUUUAAGAGCUCAAAGAAGUGUUUAAUUGCAGAAAUGGCUAAAGAAUCUAUGCCAUGUCCAACAGAAAGUGUUUACCCAGCUUUGGUCAACUGCGUGGCUCCAGUUGAUAUCAUUUUACCUCAGAUUACAUCAAACAUGUGGGCAAGAGGACUGGGACAGCUCAUUAGAGCUAAGAAUAUAAAAACGAUUGGUGAUUUGAGUACUCUUACUGCAUCUGAAAUAAAAACUCUUCCUAUCCGUUCUCCAAAAGUGUCCAAUGUAAAAAAGGCUCUUAGAGUCUAUCAUGAGCAGCAGGUAAAGUCUCGUGGACUAGAGGAGAUUCCAGUUUUUGAUAUUUCUGAAAAAGCAGUAAAUGGAAUACAAACUAAAUCCCUUCCUUCUGAUGAAGAAAGACUUGCCUCAGAUUUAAUUGACCCUGUUGCUUUGGAAACUCCAUUACCUAAAAAUCUUGUGGCACAGAUUAGUGCACUUGCUCUUCAGCUAGAUUCAGAAGAUCUCCAUAAUUAUUCAGGAAGCCAGCUGUUUGAAAUGCAUGAGAAACUUGGUAGCAUGGCGAACUCUAUAAUAAAAAAUUUGCAGUCACGUUGGAGGUCACCAACCCAUGAAAAUUCCAUUUAGUAUUUUAAGAGAAAAUUGAAGGUUUUCUUUUUUUUUUUUUUUCAAUAUCACUGGAUUUGUUGAUCAUAAAAUAAGUUCUGAAGUAUAGCACAAUUUCAGACUGAAAGUUUGCAAAGUUGAUAACAUUUCAAACCCUGAAGGGCUGUGAGUUAUGUAAGUUCAGUUUUGUAAGUUUAUUAUGUAAGAUUUUUGUUCAUACAACAUUUUCUUGGCUGCUAUGCAUAGUUUUUCAAAAAUUUAAAUAUCUUACUGAAAUGUGGAAGCAAGAACGAGAAACAAAAGCAUUUCAUUUCACACCUCCUAAACUCAUACAUAUUCUGAUGAGACAGUCAUAAAAAAUGAAAAAUACCUUAAGUAAAAUUGAACAUUUCUAUUUGAAUUUUUUGCUGAACUGAUAAAGGUGUUUAUACUUGAUUUUAUUUUUUUAAUUUAUAUUUGUUGUGCCUGAGGUUUAAGAAAUUUGUUCUCAGGAGAACACCUUAGAUGAGAUGCAAAAGAAUUGGAACAUUUUCCCACAGAUGUCAACUUUGGACAACUUAAUGGAAAAUACCAAAAGCUGCAACUUUUGGGGUUAAAAUACUAAAGCAGAACUUACUAAGAUUCCAUUCAUUUGCGUUAGCAAAUAUUUGUGCAGCAUUGCUUUGUGAAAAUUUAGUCAUAUGAGACAUGUCCUAUUCAUUUUAAAAUGCAUGACUAUUUGUACAUUAUGUAUAGAUUACAAUGUUUUUAAUUUAUAAAUUUCAGCCUUUGUUAAUGGCAUGAAUUUUUCUGCAGCUACUUGUGAAUACCUUUGUUUAAUAGAAACCUAUUUUGUAUAUAUUAAAUACUGAGAUAUCAGUAUGGACAGUAGAAGUGCUUUGUGGGCUUGCUGCAGAUGUUUGUAGGAUUCUGUAUCUACAAAUACAAAUAGUUUUGUACGUAGUAGUCUUAGUAAAAACAUGAGUUUAUUUUCUAAAUUAUAACCAGAAGGAGUUAAAGUUAUAGAAAUGAGGAAGUGUUACAUGAGAACUUCGCUAUUCAUACCCAUACUUUUUUUUUUUGUUGUUCGGAAGGAGGGUAUCAGCCACUAGAAAGCUUCAUUACAUUUCUUUUUAAUGGAGAGUUAGUUUGACUAUUUUUGUUACAACUUGGACUAUAUGAAAUCCAGAAUUUAUUGGUUCUUUUCACCUACACCUAAAGCAGACUUGGAAAUUUGAAACUGUUCUUUUGAAAUAUGUAUGUUUUGCCUAGUUUUAAAAAAGUAGGGUGUAUAUAAUUAAAACAUUUGUAAAUUUUACCGACUAGUAUUAGUGCCUGACUCCCAUAUUUGUUUCGUCUCUUUCCAGUGAGAAUAUCUCAUUUGCUCUCUGAUGAGAAUGAGUGAGUGACCUUCACAGUUUCAUAUUUUAUUCAAAACUAACCAGCUUGAAAAGGCACACAUUCUUCAACAAGUUACUGAAAGUUUAAUUCUUGUGUUUUAGUUAGUUCCUAUAUUCAGAAGGGGACCACCUGCCAGCCACUAAAGUUGGUGUCUUUUUCAUAAUUAUAAAUCCAUCAUCAUUACAGAUAUUUUGGGGUAUAAGUUUCAUAGUCCUAUACCAAGGCUGGAUUUAAAGGAAAUUCUGGGACCAUAAAACUGAGGAUUGUAGCUUGAAGAGAUAACUAAAAAUAGAAUAACAGAAUUAUAAUUGUGGUUUCUAUUGCCUCCCACUUCCCACGUUAUUUUAUAGUAAAGAGGCACAUAAAUUUUUAGUUAACAGGUAUAAGGAGGAGUGUGUAUAUGUGUUUGUAUGGAGUCAGAAUUGGCUUAUCUCAUGAUUAUCUUAAUGUUUGUGUAACUAGCUGGUGAAUGACGUUCUUGAGAACUUGAACAGUAUAGGAGAAAAUGUGACCAAAGUGAUUGAUUAGCAUUUACUUAAAUCACUGAAUUCGAUAAAAGCACAAGUAUACAUUUUCAAGUACUGUGGUUGAACAAGGAUGUGUUUAAAAAUGUUACUUGAAGGCAGAAACCAGUUUGCUAAAUCUUCAUUGUAGAUACAGUUGUUAAGUGUAUAUUUGAGGCACCUUAUUUUUAAUAUUCUUGCCUUAAAUUUUGCCCUGAAUGAUUCCUAAAUAGCAAAAAAUAUUAAUUAUCCUUGAUCAGUAUGUUAACUAUUAAAAUUAAAUCAGUUUUUUAAUAUUUUCUAAAAGUUAAUAAAACAAAUGGCAAAUAUUAAUAAGAACACUCAAAUGUGAUUUCUUAUUUUAUGCAUUUAUAAAAAGAUUCUGUUUGCUUACAGAAGUAUAGUAUAAUUUCUCGUGUUCCAAAAUGGACUCCAUAUAGUGGGUUUAAAUUUCAGUAUUGCACCGAGCCCAUUGUCUGAGAUGUUACAUUUGAACAAAUUUGAAAGCCAUUGUUGAAUGGCAUGGAGCUUUUGCUCAGAUUCCAUAUAGUAUAGGGUGAAUCAGGUUUAGUGAUAAUAUUAUCAGAUAAUAUAGUCAAAAAUAAGAUUUAAAUAUGAACAUGGUAGUUUCUGGCAUCGCUCAUGGAUACUUUACAGCUUGAAAGUAGUCAGGGCUUCUGUUACAUAUUUAAGAGUCAUAAAAAUGCCAAGGAAACUGGAUUAUAUUUUGCCUAAAAUAAAAGUGGCAGGGCAAGAAACAAAAUUAGGGGAAAAUGGGAGGGGUGUGUUUAAAAUGUACAAUUAAAGAGUAUUUUUUUUUUAAGAUAAGGGAAUGACAAUAAUUAAAAAUAAGUGCUGUUUAAAAAAACUUUGUUGGAAUUUAACAGAAGAUACGAGUUUAAAAAAAGGGUUCACAUUUUACCUUAAUGUCAUUCUUUCCAACUUGACUUUAUAAUCCAGUAAGAAGGGCCUAGUUUCCAUCUCAUAUUCUUCAUUACUGAUUUUCAGGGAGAUAAUUUGCAGUUAGGCUAGGCCAUAAAAUAGUAGUUAGAAUAUUAGGCUAAGAUUUUGGUGGGGGAGAGGGAGCUGUUUGCUCAUUAGCACAACCCAUGUCUAUUUUAUCCCUAAGCCAUCGGAAAGGUCUUAGGCAUGGUAUAUAAGCGUUAGAGUUAAGUUUUGACUUUUAACAGUGUUUCUCAAACUUUUACUAUGUAUGUAUGAAAAUACAGAUUCUGACUCAGCAGGUCUGGGAUGGGGCCUGAUAGUUCAUCUCUAAAAGCUCCCACAUAACCCAUACAAAUGCUUGUAUCGUGGAUUGCCUUUGUGGUGGUUAGGCCUUUGAGGCUUCAGGCUGUGAAUUAGGUGGUAACACAAUCAGGUUUAAGUCCCAGGAAUUAUUGCCACAAAAGACUUAAGUGUUUUUUAAAUAACUUUUUCAAGUUUAUGAUCUGGGGAUGCAGACUGGUCUUGAAGUCUUCAAAUUAAAGUUCGAAAUUUUUUCAAGAGUUAAAGGUAGAAUUUUGCCUUAUUUGGAGCCUUUUUUUUAGAUAUGGACAAUUUUGGGAGGAAGUUUUUAAAUAGGCAGACAGUUAACGUAUCUCAUGUUACAAAGAACCUUGCUAAACAGAUGAGACAGUGUGAACCUUUUUUCAUGAGUAGUAUAUGUGGAUUAUGUUCUCAUUUUUUAAAUAUGAAAGUAAAUUUUCAGAUAUUAGAAAUAUAUUUACUUUCUAAAUAAAUCUUGCCUUCUAAGUUACAGGGCUUCACUGCUUUACUAAUAAACAUUGCAAACAGACUACCCUAACUAAGAUUAACUUGGCAGUAAAGUUAGCAGUACCAAAAUAAGCCCUAUCUGACAGAUCUGACUUGUCAUUUUAGUAAAGACCUCUGGUUACUUUGCUGUUAUAUUGUUGAAAGUUUCUAUUUCAUCUUAAAGUGGUGUUUGAAAGACAGUUGAAUAAUUUGAUUCUCUAAAAAUGAGUCUUUCUUGGCAUUGUUUUAUUUCCCUCACAUGUUUUAAAUACUCUUCAUACAAAUUGUACUCAUCCAGAGCACUUAAGGUACAGCCAGAGGUUAAAUAAUGGGGUUUUUAAAUUGAUUUAUCAAAAUUUGUUGAUUGCUUGAUUUGUAAAACAAAUCUGGGCUUUGGUUUGUGAUGGUCCAAUUAAUGAUAUGUUUAUCAUAGGCCAGGCUUUGUAUAUUGCUUUUUGAAAGUAUUAAAAUCUGAG